AUGACUGGAAGAAGAACCCAAAUCAGCCCGGUCGGAAGCCCGUUGUCUGGCAACAUCUCCGACGGCUCCUCUAAAGACCAAGACCGCUUCCUUCCGAUUGCCAACGUGAGUCGUAUCAUGAAAAAGUCCCUUCCGGCAAAUGCGAAAAUUUCAAAAGAAGCCAAGGAAACUGUCCAAGAGUGUGUUUCCGAGUUCAUAAGCUUCAUUACCGGUGAAGCCUCCGAUAAGUGUCAAAGAGAGAAGAGGAAGACUGUCAAUGGGGACGAUCUUCUUUGGGCUAUGACAACUCUUGGGUUUGAGAAUUAUGUCAGUCCUUUGAAAGUUUAUCUCAACAAGUACAGGGAAACUGAGGGAGAGAAGAACACCAUCAUGGCUAGACAAGAGACGCAUUCACCUACUAACAGUAGUAGUAGUAAUCAUGGUGUUAAUGAUCAUAUAAGCAAAGUUACAAAUUCCAUUUCAAUAACGGCAGAUUUUCAGAGUUUCAAAAAUGGGUAUUAUGCAACACUUGGGAUUCCUCUGACUCCUAAGGGCUAUGGAGAUCAAGGAAAGACCAUUGGCUAUGGUGAGAAUUUGACUGGUGCUUUUGAUAUUGGCAAAAUCCAUCAAAUUGGAGAUGGAAAUGGUAAUAGGGCAAUUGGCAGCUCAUCCUCAUCAUGGGCUUGA
Messenger RNA from Ilex paraguariensis (yerba mate), 666 nucleotides. Lineage: Eukaryota; Viridiplantae; Streptophyta; Magnoliopsida; Aquifoliales; Aquifoliaceae. The record is from the annotation of a GenBank genome assembly.